Thecamonas trahens ATCC 50062 is the source of this 2526-nucleotide messenger RNA. Its product is annotated as tubulin-tyrosine ligase. NCBI's taxonomy places the organism in Eukaryota, Apusomonadida, Apusomonadidae. Gene Ontology annotation, molecular function: tubulin binding; tubulin-glutamic acid ligase activity. The transcript has 2 exons. Gene Ontology annotation, cellular component: cilium. The record is from RefSeq and is a predicted model, not a curated record. Bases 1 to 2445 code for a protein of 814 amino acids. Gene Ontology annotation, biological process: microtubule cytoskeleton organization; protein polyglutamylation.
AUGACCAAGGCCACCGAGGCGGGCGACGAGGAAGAGAGGGGGAGCAAGGCUAGGGGCGAGGUGCAAAGGCUCAAGGCUAAGCGUGUGGUGGCGGCGGUAGGAGGCAAGCGCAUGGUCCGAGUCCGCAAGGCGGCGGCGACGCGUGCGAGCAAGGCGGGCGAGCAUGACGCUGGUCGGGUCCUGGCCACCCAGAGCUCCAUCCGUGGACCGGUCUACCGGUUUUCUCCGGUAGUUGCCAUGGUGGCCAAGGACUAUCGGGUGCCAGAUGACCCAGACAAUGGGCACAAGCUCGCCUUUCGGUUCCUUAAUACUGAGACUCGCAUCAUUCGGUCGACGCUCAUGCUGCAUGGCUAUCACUGCAUCGAGACAAAGAGCCAGGCACCGAGCGGACGCGUGGUGAGCGGGCGGGCGGCGGGAGGGCGAGCGGCGUCGAGAUCGGACACGGAUGUGGAGCAGAUCUGUGCUGCUAGAGGGUCGGGCGCCGCCGCAAGGUCGGGCCCAGGCGUGAGGCCGGGCACCGGCGCAGCACCGCCGCUGCCGCCGCUGCCCAAGGCCAAGACGACGUGGUCGCUGCAGUGGAGCGGGUGCCACAUCCGGCCGGGUGCGAUGCGACGAAUGGCUUCGUACCAGCGGAUCAACCACUUUCCACGAGCGUUUGAGGUCACGCGCAAGGACCGUUUGUAUCACAACGUGGCGCGGAUGGCAGCGCGGUUUGGUGAGUCGUACGGGUUCAUGCCUGCGACCUUUGCGCUGCCGCGCGAGCUUGAUGCGUUUACGGCGCACUAUCGGGCGCAACGGCGGCGGCGGAUGUUUAUUGUCAAGCCAACAACGCUCUCGCGCGGGCGCGGGAUUUUCCUGGUCUCGGACUUGCGGCAGGUUGAUGCUGCGGUGCUCGAGCACGCGUGUGUGGCGUCCGAGUACAUCGCCAACCCGUACCUCAUUGACGGGCUCAAGUUUGAUCUCAGAAUCUACGUCGUUGUCACCUCGUACUCGCCACUGCGGGUGUAUGUGUACGAGGAGGGCCUCGCACGGUUCUGCACCGAGCAGUACUCUGCGGAUCCGGCGCAGUGCGACAAUUUGUUCAUGCAUCUCACCAACUACUCGGUCAACAAGUCGUCUGCCAAGUUUGUGGCCAACACCUCAGCGGCCGCUGAUGGAGUCGGGUCCAAGUGGUCGCUUUCGGCGCUGUACGCGCGGCUGGCAGCUGACAGGGUUGAUGUUGACGCCGUGGCAAGUGCGAUCGACGACCUCAUUGUCAAGACGUUUGUGGCGGUCGAGGGGCCGAUGGGCAACGCCGAACGCUCCUUUGUCCCGCACGUCGGCAACUGCUUCGAGCUGUAUGGCCUCGACAUCCUGCUUGAUGAGGGGCUCAAGCCGUGGCUCAUUGAGGUCAACCUCACGCCGUCGCUCGCCUGCGGCUCGCCGCUCGAUCUUAAGAUCAAGGGCGAGCUGGUGGCAGACAUGUUCAACCUCGUCGGGUUUGUCGACCCCAAAGCCGCCAAAUCGAUGCGUCCUCCGGCGGCGGCGUGUGACGUGACCCACGCGGCGCUCGAGGCACUCCUCGCGGACGAGUUCGCCCGCGCCGCAACAACUUCCUUUCGCAUUCUUUACCCAGCCGCCGACGCGCCGUCGUACGUCAAAUUCUUUGACGACAAGUCAACGGCGGUGCCGUCGCGGGUUGUCCGCGCGCUGUGGCGCAGGCCCGGCGAGCUUCGGGUCCUCGAACCGCCAUCGGCCGCGGUAGUAGAGACCGAGCUGACCAAGCCGAUGCGGUCAGCGGCGGCACGCCCGGCGACGGCACGCUCGCCAGCAAGGUCCAGAGCAAAACGUUGCUCCGAGUCCACGAGCGGGCGGGACGGUGGCCGGCCGCAGUCAGCCAAAUCGACGCGGGCCAGCGGCGAGCGGUUGCGCGUCAAGCAGCUGCUGGCCUUUCCGGGCCCACUGCUCUCGAUCCUCCAGGCACGGCGGACGUUCCAGGCGUAUCUGGCUCGGCUCAGGGCGCGGCUGGAGAGCAUGCUCGCGAGCGAGCCGCUCGACGUGGCAGGGGUGGCGGGCCAGACCAAUCUCAUCCACCGGUUUCUCCAGCGGACGGCAAGUGGAGGUGUGCCGGUCCUGCGUCAGCUGCCGUCGGUGGAUGCGCUGAUGGCCGACGCGGCGGAUGCGCUGGCGGCACUGUCGGAGUUUGGCGCGCGGUACGCGUCAGAGACGACACGGCUGAGCGCGACGCCGGAUGAGGUCGCUGCCCUCGGCAAGAGUCUUCUCAAGCCGAGCACCGGUGGAGGUAGCGCCAAGGGCGAACGCAAGAACGGACGCAAGUCCAAAUCGCGGAUGUCGGAUAAGCUCUUUGACCGCAUCGAGGCAACAGCGACCGAGGCUGAGCUCGAAAUGCUCCUCACCCGGUUCACCGAACACGCCACGUCGGCUUCACUCUUUCUUGGUGGGUGAAGGAGCGGUUGGCAGCGAGUGAACGAGGUCCUGCACAAGCGAGACAAGCGGCGCGACAACAGCACCGCCGAUAAAGGCUGC